AUGGCGUCGACUACUGCUGUAUCUUCUCGCUUCACAAACCUUAACGGGCUUUGCGACCGGAAAAAGCCUUUCCCUUCUUCAGUUCCUCUAGGUAAUCUAAAUUUAAAUGCAAAUGUUGUUGGUAAGCAGCUGUUGUCUUGGUCUGGAAAUCAGAAAUUUGAACGUGAUUACAGAUCUUUCCGUGUGUAUGGUUUAUUUGGAGGGAAAAAGGAGAAUAACGAGAAGAGCGAAGAUGCACCUUCAAAGGCAGGAAUUUUUGGAAACAUGCAGAACUUAUACGAGACUGUAAAAAAGGCACAAAUGGUUGUCCAAGUUGAGGCAGUUCGGGUGCAAAAAGAACUUGCCGUAGCAGAGUUUGAUGGCUACUGUGAAGGUGAGCUGAUCAAGGUAACACUCUCUGGGAACCAACAACCUGUGCGGACAGAAAUAACUGAGGCUGCAAUGGAAUUAGGAGCAGAAAAACUUUCACUUUUAGUUACUGAGGCAUACAAGGAUGCACACCAAAAGAGUGUUCAGGCCAUGAAAGAAAGGAUGAGCGAUCUUGCCCAAAGCCUAGGAAUGCCACCAGGAGCUGGUGAGGGGUUAAAGUGA
This is a messenger RNA of Dovyalis caffra, 591 nucleotides long. Lineage: Eukaryota; Viridiplantae; Streptophyta; Magnoliopsida; Malpighiales; Salicaceae. The record is from the annotation of a GenBank genome assembly.